AUGGUAGACAAGAAGUCAGCCACUAUCGACGACCCGAUCAUUCAGGCGUCCGAUUCCGAUUACGACUACGGUUCGACACAGAAGCGCGCAUACUUCACCGGCGACACAUUUGUUUCUGGAGGAGCUACAGAGCUGUACAAGCCUAUCCCGGAAUAUGAAGGCAUCCAUCGAUAUGACCCAACUGCCGAAUGGACAGAGAAGGAGGAAAAGAAACUAGUCAGACGGCUAGACAAGAGAAUCUGCUCUUGGGUUUGCCUCAUGUUCUUUGCGCUACAGCUCGACCGUGGCAACAUCUCACAAGCUCUGAGUGAUGGCAUGCUCGACGAUCUUGGACUCAACACCAAUGACUACAACUAUGGCAUGAUGAUAUUUUACCUCUGCUUCUUGUCUGCAGAAGUGCCAUCACAAAUGAUCUCCAAGAAGCUCGGCCCUGAUGUAUGGAUCCCGAUUCAGAUGGUAACGUGGAGUAUCAUCGGCAUCUGCCAAGGGUUCGCUCAAGGCAAGCAAAGCUUUUAUGCAACUCGCGCUCUGCUGGGUCUUAUCGAGGGAGGGUUCAUCCCAGAUGCUCUGCUCUACCUCUCGUACUUCUAUACUAACAAAGAGCUUCCGAUGCGCGUCGGCUUCUUCUACUGCGCUUCCAACGGUACUUUUAUCGUCGCUGCAUUCCUCGCCUAUGGAAUCCUUCAUAUGCGCUCGGUCGGAGGCUGGGAAGGGUGGCGCUGGCUGUUCGUUCUCGAGGGUACCUUGACAUUCCUCAUCGGCGUGGUGUCUUGGUUCUACCUACCUCCUGGCCCGACACAAACAGCUAGUUGGUUCCGUGGUAAAGACGGUUGGUUCACGGAAAGAGAAGAAGUCAUCAUGGUCAACCGUGUCUUGCGUGAUGAUCCAGGCAAGGUAAGUGAACUCUUUGCUUUCACCCAGUACAACGACACUGACACGGCGGUACAGGGAGGCAUGCAUAACCGUCAAGGCCUUACCCUCAAGCUUCUCUGGGAUGCGCUCAUGGACUAUGACCUCUGGCCACUAUACAUGAUCAGUUGGACCAUGCUGAUUCCCACAAACCCCGUCACUGCUUAUUUUACCCUCAACCUUAAGGCUUUGGGAUUCGGCACAUUUGAGACGAAUCUGUUGACCAUUCCUGGAUAUGUUCUUUUCCUGGCCCAUUUGAUCCUUAUCUCUUGGUACUCAGAGAAGAUCAACAACCGAAUGGCCAUUUUGCUGUACUAUUCCUUCUGGUGUUUUGUGUUGCUCUUGACUCUCGAGCUGCUUCCUGCAAAGGCUAGUCCUUGGGCAUGGUAUUCAGCGACAAUCUUGAUGAUUGGCUUCCCCUACAUUCACUCGAUCAACGUCAGCUUGACAUCGCGAAACGCUGGUUCUGUUCGCACUAGAACAGUGGGCAGUGCCAUGUACAACAUGAUAUGCCAGGCCAGCUCUGUAAUCUCAUCCCAGAUCUAUCGUGACGAUGACAAGCCUUUGUAUCGACGGGGAAACAAAGUUCUUCUUGCUCUCGUUGGUUGGAACGUGGUGAUGACUGUUUUCAUCAAGGCAUAUUACAUAUGGCGAAACAAGACGCGAGAACGCAUUUGGAGUGCCAUGUCGGAUGAAGAGAAGGAUGAGUAUCUAGAAACAACCAAAGAUGAAGGCAACAAGAGGCUGGACUUCAGGUUUGCCCAUUAA
Messenger RNA from Fusarium musae, 1677 nucleotides. RefSeq lists its product as uncharacterized. The coding region runs from base 1 to 1677 and encodes 558 amino acids. NCBI's taxonomy places the organism in Eukaryota, Fungi, Ascomycota, Sordariomycetes, Hypocreales, Nectriaceae. Gene Ontology annotation, biological process: transmembrane transport. Gene Ontology annotation, molecular function: sulfate transmembrane transporter activity. The transcript is spliced from 4 exons. Gene Ontology annotation, cellular component: membrane. The record is from RefSeq and is a predicted model, not a curated record.